CAAAAUAUUUCCCCCAAACUGCAGCACGGGCAGCCAAGACUAAGGACGAGGGAAUUAGAAUGCCGUUCCGCGAUAACCUGAAAGGUUUUGAUUUCGAAUAAAUCCUUCAGCGAUUUAAUCUCGCUGCAAACUUCGAAGCUUUCCGGACCCUAUAUCCGCAACUGCGCCUGGUUGAGUUUCGUCGACGAGCACUUUAGAUUUAAAAUAAUAACGUUAAACAGGCACGUAGAAGUGGAUAUGUGUUUUUUUUUUAAACUCGAAAGACUACAAAUCAGUUAAUUUCCGUCGUCUGCUGCUCCCCUCCGUCUCGAACUGGCCCUUGAAACAGCCGCUUACUGCAGCUUCUCCAAACUCCAGCGCGUUGUAGCGCACGCCGCCAGACACUUGAGACAUUUAAAUCCCUCCUAAAAGACUGGGGAACCAAGAGCCUCUCUGACACACAGGAUUAGACAAAGAGGGAGAGGGAGAAAGCGAAACCGCAGGCUUAUUUUUCCAUUAGAAAAAUGCCUAACCCGUGAGCCGGGCUGUCUCACAGCGCAUUGAUGCCUCGCAGUUAAUCGACGGCAACAUCUUUACGCUCGCUCAUGUAAUUACACGGGAUCGUGUCCAGUCCCGUCCUCCGCAGCUGUGCGAAUUGGCAACACGUUCCGCUCAUCCCAGCGCCGCGACUGCCCCUCGACCAGGAGGACAGCGACCAGGGGGCACGGACAGGAUGGCAGCGGUCCUGUAUUCGCUGCUGUUGGGCAGUCUGCUGGUUUGCGUCGCUAACAGCAGCGGGUUUGUGUACCAGUUUCCAGCGGUGUCCAUCACGCACCUCGGCGCGGAGCAGGAGGCGGGACCGCCGGCGAGCGCCAGAGCACAUCGCAGGAACUGGUGUCCGUACACGGUGUCCAAGACUGUGUCCUGCCAGGUGCACAACGGCACCGAGACGCUGGUGCAGAGGGUGUUCCAGAGCUGUCGCUGGCCCAGGCCCUGUCCCAACCUCGUGAGGACCCUCGUCAGGCCCACCUACAGGGUGGCGUAUCGGCUGGUGACGGCGCUGGAGUGGCGCUGCUGCCCGGGGUUCCUGGGAGAUGACUGCAGCGAAGAGUGUAUAAACUGCACUGCCUUCGCUGACAUGAACAACAGGCUGGAGAUCCUCGAGUCCAAGAUUUUAAUGGUGGAAAGUAGUUGGAACUUUUCCUCACCUGGUGAUACAGAGCGGCCCAUCAGACCUGUGGGACCAUCAUGGCCUGUUGAGCCUCAGGGACCCCCAGGGGAUGAUGGACCUUUUGGACCUCCUGGGCCUAGGGGAGAAAGAGGCCCUCCUGGCCCAUCAGGGCCUGUGGGACCCCCAGGGCCUGAGGGCAAACGCGGACUUCCAGGUGAGAUGGGCAUGCCAGGCCCCCCCGGACUCCCUGGGGCCCCAGGACCCCCCGGACCCGUCGGCCCCCCUGAAAUCAGCUCAGAACCUAGAGGGGACGUCCUGAGGCGCAUGGCAGUCGAGUAUGAGGAGCACCCACAGUUCCACCACCCAGGACGCCCCUGCCACCUCUCACCCCCAGGACCUCCUUGCCCCCCCGGCAUACCUGGCCCUCCUGGCCCCCCAGGCCCCCCAGGCCCAGUGGGGCCCCCCGGAUUACCAGGAAUGCCUGGCCGAGAUGCUGAGGGGGGCCAGUCAGGCCAGGUAGGGGAGCCAGGCCCUAGAGGAGACCCAGGAGAAAGGGGUCCUCCUGGAUUCACGGGAGAACGGGGACAGCCAGGUGACCCAGGUCCGAAGGGAGAGCCGGGGGAACCAGGGAAGCCAGGAGAGUCAGAGGUGGAGGGAGUGCAGCAGAUCCGAGAGGCUUUGAAGAUCCUAGCUGAGAGGGUUCUCAUCCUGGAGCACAUGAAUGGAGUCUAUGGGGUCACCGUUGAGCCCGGCUCUGGAUGGGAUGUCCUUACAGACUCCGCCCAGUCUCCUGCCGUUUCCACGAGAACCAAGAGGGGGGGGUGGAGCGAUCUCCUUUCCACCCUUCUCCAGGGAAGCAGGAGUGCAGGUGCCCAGGACAGGCAGGGGCGGGGGCGGGGGCGGGACUAGUUCAGGUGGGAGGGGUGGGGCAGUGAGUGAAUACUCAGGACACCUACCAGGCUGGGGAUGAGAAGGGGGUGAGUAGGGACAUAGUGCUUUACUGUUACUAGAUUCCUAUAUUCUGUGAUGAAGAUUCCCACAUCACAGGGGUGUCUGAUGAUUUGGGGGUGUCAACCAAAAAGAAUAGUCUUCGAUAAAGCCAGGAGGCUUUUCACAAGGAUAUCCUCAUUUAUAGAAAUACAUAACGUACAACUGUUUAAGCAAUGUCUUUAGUGCUUUUUCAAGUAGCUUUAGCUGUUGAAAUAUAGUUAGCAUACCUUAUGUCAUGUACAGUGCAGUUAGCAGCCCAGAGUAACUCUCUUUGUUUUGCUUCAGUGGUUUUAACGCAGCAUUAAAGUACGUCAGACUAUCGUAGCCAGUAUAAGAAUACUGCUUUUUAAAAAAUAGUUUCAGGUGGUCAUUCAUACCAAAAGAGUAUGAAGAUAAUUCCAACCUCCUUCCAGGAAGAAGAAAGAGCCUUAGGAGCUAUGGUUUAGGUUAGCCUACAUGGAUUGGCCAUCAGUUAGAGAGCUUCAGUCUCAUGUAAGACAAGGAAUGAUUACUCAUGCUGAUGUGUUGUUGUAAAAAACCUGUCACAUGAGGAGGCGUUGUUUAGAAACUGAUAGUGAGUGUCCUCACAGCAGACAGCCCUGGGUGUUAAGUCACUGACCUGCUUGGUCAACAUCAAUCCUGGAACCCAAUGUAGCACUGAUGGAUAAGAAAUGUGAUUCUCAUCUCACAUUUGUUUACUGCUUACAGCCCUUCAGAGUAUAGUUAUUUUUAAAUUUUUUAAAAUUGAUAAAGUUAGAAGAAUAUUAGGAGAUAGUUACAACAGUCAGGGGCUAAGUAUUGAAAAUGCAUACUUUGCAAUAUCAUUCUCUACCUUUAGGAACUCAGAUGAGAAAUUUCAGAUCAUUGCACAAUUUACCACUUACAAACUGUCAGAAUCCACAAUACUUGCAUGCCUGUGUCUAGAGAAAAACAAACCAGGUGGAGGUGUCCAGGAUAUGUAGCUUGUCUGUGUUUGCUGGGGAAGUGCAUAUGUGAAAUUAAAAAUCAGUUUCACCUUGAGUUCUUGCUGUUAAGAUAGCGCUUAAACUUUGAAUAUAAUAUGUUAUGAACAUAUACUGUCUGUGUGAUGAAAAGUCCUCCGCUGAAAUUCUUGAUGGGCAGGAAAGGCAGAUGAGGAAUUUCAUCAUGUUGCUGCCUUGUACUGUAUGUGCUGUCCUGGGUGCUGAUUACAGUGGAAUAUGUGUAAAUAUGGGUUGUGUUUUUAUCUGCACUUAUUUCCGUGUAACUGAAUGUGAAUUGGUUCGUGACCUUUGUGUUUACCGUCAAUGUGUCAUGGAGUCAUGGAGGAGAGCCCUGGCUGGAGCGACGCUCUGCUGGACGGUGCCUGUGUGCACCAGGGGGCUUCGCGCUCUCGGCCGGGGUGUUUUGUGUUCGGAUGUGGGUUUGUAUCGGGAGAGAGGCGGAUGGACGUUUUUUCCCGAGCGCAGUGUGGCUCAGCGGGAACAGCGACACACCAAUAAACCUGUGUGAAAGAGGGA
This is a messenger RNA of Lepisosteus oculatus (spotted gar), 3639 nucleotides long. It is a transcript of the gene col26a1, whose product is annotated as collagen alpha-1(XXVI) chain. NCBI's taxonomy places the organism in Eukaryota, Metazoa, Chordata, Actinopteri, Semionotiformes, Lepisosteidae. Gene Ontology annotation, molecular function: protein binding. The record is from RefSeq and is a predicted model, not a curated record.